Ostreobium quekettii is the source of this 1842-nucleotide messenger RNA. Lineage: Eukaryota; Viridiplantae; Chlorophyta; Ulvophyceae; Bryopsidales; Ostreobiaceae. The record is from the annotation of a GenBank genome assembly.
AUGGACCCGCCAACCGUGCCCCCGGUGGGCACAUCGCUGUUUUGGUUCCGUCGAGACCUGCGCCUGGACGACAACCCCGGCUUGGCCGCGGCCCUGAGCUGCAGUCAGACGGUGGUAGGUUGCUCGAAAGCGGCGCGGGCCCGCCGGCGGGCUGGAUCGCGGCUGUUGGCGGCGCCUGCACGGAUCCCAGUGUUCAUAUGGAGCCCUGAUGAGGAGGGCGAGUUCCAGCCCGGCACCUGCUCCCGCUGGUGGCUCUCGCGCAGCCUGGCGGCGCUCUCCGCCAGGCUGGCCUCGCUGGGCUCCCGCCUGCUGGUGCGCCGCGCCAAGGACUCGCUGUCCGGCCUGGCGGACGUGCUGGCGGACACGGGCGCCACCACCCUGUUCUUCAACCAGCUCUACGACCCCAUCUCGCUGGUGCGGGACUUCGGCCUGAAGCAGGCCCUGGGCGAGAGGGGCGUGGCCUGCUGGAGCUACGGUGGGGACGUGCUGUUCGAACCAUGGGAGGUGAUGCAGGACGACGGGCAGCCCUUCGUAACGUUUGAAGCCUUUUGGGACAGGGUCACGAACUUGGGACUGGAGCCGAAGUUCCCCCUGCCGCCUCUGGUGUCGAUGCCCCAUGUGCCCACUGGUCUGCCUUCCUUGGAACUGAGCGAGUUGGCACUCCUGUCUCCCGAGGAAGACGCGACCAGCAAGUCGCUGGAGCAGAAGUGGGAGCCGGGGGCUCAGCCAUCACACAGGCAGCUGGAGAAGUUUGUUCAAACCAGGUUGAGCAACUUCUGCCACCACAAAGCCCAGGUGGACAAGGAUUCUACCUCAGAGUUGUCCCCUUACAUACACUAUGGAGAAAUCAGUGUCAGAUACAUCUACUACAGGGUCAAGCAGGAAGUUCUGUCUGGAAAGUGCGGACAGCAGAGUUGCAACGAUUUCCUGAGGCAGAUGGGCUACAGGGAGUAUUCCAGGUACAUUUCAUUCCAUUUUCCCUUCACGCAUGAGAGGGCAUACCUGGAGCAUCUUCAGGCGUGCCCUUGGAGGUACGACAAAAAUGACUUCAAGGCCUGGCGCCUGGGCCUGACAGGCUACCCGAUGGUCGAUGCCGGUAUGCGCCAGCUCUGGAGUGAGGGAUGGCAGCACAACCGGCUGCGUGUUGUGUGCGCAUCCUUCCUUGUCAAGAAUCUUCUCCUCCCUUGGCAGUGGGGCUUGAAGCAUUUCUGGCGUACGUUGUUAGAUGCUGAUCUUGAGUGCGAUGCGCUCGGUUGGCAAUAUAUCUCUGGCUGCUUGGCAGAUGCACAUCCUUUUGGCUACCUGAUGGAGUUAGAGUAUGAGAGCAGGAAGUUUGACGCCUCAGGACGAUACAUUCGUCGCUGGAUUCCUAGCCUUGCACGCCUUCCAAACAAGUACAUUCAUUGCCCAUGGGAAGCGCCUGCUGCCAUCCUUGAGGAUGCUGGAGUGGAGCUGGGGGUGACAUACCCACACCGCGUCGUGAAAAUUGAGGCUGUCAGGCAGCGCGUGCUGAAUGCAUGCAACGUAAUCGAGCAGAACCAGCGCAACAUGGACAGAGGUCCAUUCAGGCCAGCAACUGCUCCAGUACCAAGGCCUGAAGAGGCCACCACGAUGACGGAACAGAGUGACAGGGCCACCGAAGACAGCCUUGAAGAUGAUGAUGGAUCCGACAUGGAUGAGAGCACAUCAUCAGAGGAGUCAGGUGUUGAGUCGUUCCUGGGCAGCAGGAAUGUCCCAAGUGAAACUGCAGCAAGAACAGCUGCAAGCCAUUACACGGCUGCAGGCCAUUGGGGCACCAGCUCGGCCUCCCAGAAACGCCGACAGUCUGGAGGUGGAGCUUGA